UCUUCGAGAUCCUUCUCAGUCGAGGAGUUUUUUCUUCGUUCCCUUCCUUUCUUCCUUCUUUUCUUCGUUUCUCGUCCCACUUUGAGAGUCAUUCCUUUCGAGACUGCCGGCCAGCUUAGUUUUGUGUAUUAUUUUUCGGCACAUUUACUUCUCUUCCCUACGGCCCUUACGCUCUUUAAACCGUAUACGUCUAGCCGGCCUAGUUAUUUUUGGCUCGCCUGACUGACAGCACGCCUUAACACUUCCCGAACGAGUCAUUGUUGCCAACCGAUAGAUAACAGCAGCAACGAUGUAUUUUUCCAAGAAAACAUUGGCCAGUCUCCUUCUGAGCCUGGCUCUAAGUGAGGUCAGCGCCCAACGGACUGGCCCGCGAUUCAACAACAGCACCCGGAGCGCAACCGGGCCCCGGGUCGACGGUGGCAGAGUUGAAGUCACAUCCAGCGCCGGAGCGGCGACGACGUCGAGGGCCGGAGCCGGAGCUAGAGUGGUUGUCGGGGCGCCUAGGGGUGGAGCCGGUGCUAGUGCAGGAUCCGGACAGCAACUCCCGCCUGUGGCCACAGGUGGCGCUGGAGCAGACGGGCUGUCGCCGCUGCCAGGCGACGACAACCUCGCGGCAAACCCGCUAGCCGGCGCUUUGGAGCCGCUGCCGACGAUCGCGCCUUCCCCCACGCUGCCGACGACCCUUGUCCGCGUUACCAGGAGUGCUACGACGACAGCCCCUGUGUUGUCGGCGUCGCAGCCCCUCGCUCCCAUCGCACCUUCAGCUAGCUCGGCCGCCCAAAGCCUUUCUCAAACCGGUGAUAUCGCCGCUCCUGAUGUUGUGAUUCCCUCGGCAACCUCGUCCCUGCAGAGCUUGCCUCAACUCGGGGCCGAUUUCACCGCCCCUGGUCUCGCUGCUACCACAUCCCAGCCAAUUCCUUCUGUCGCCGCAGGUAUCAUCAUCGUCUCAUCCAUACCAGGAGUCCCGUCAUCUUCGCAGACGUCCGAGGGCCUUAUUGCAACCACAGCUUCUGGGACCGGAGAAGUGCCCCUAGCUUCAGCCACGACGAGCUCCGAUGGCAUUUUGCCGAUCGCUUCGGCGACUGAGGCCACCUCCACUGAUACCCUGACCACCUCUGAGUCUGUCGCCACCGACGCUACAGCUACAGAUGUCACGGCCACCGGUGCCACUGCUACCAACGCUACCAUCACUGCGGAGGCCUCGACCACGGCCGAGACUGCCUCUACCACGGCCGAGACUUCCGCCACCGGGGCCUCGACCACUGCUGAGGCUGCCGCCACGGAUGCCGCAGCUCUGCUCCCCCUCCCCGCUGCGUCGGACGCUACUGGCCUGAUUCCCAUCCCCGUUGCGACCGACGCGCCCUUCCCUCUUACCAACGCGACCGGGGUGGCGAGUCUGCGGCCCAUCGGCACAGGUGCAGCUCCUCAACCGACCGAAAGUACAGAAGCAGCUCCCGAGACCUCGCUGUUGCCUCCUCCCGCAACUGGCCCUUUCUCAAACUCGACCAGGCCCAUCAAUGGCACGGCGCCAGCCGCCGGGAGGAACUCGACGAGCCCCUUGGUCCCUGGCGCAGGCUCUGAUGGUCCCGCCGAUGAGGGAACUCUGCAGCCACUCCCUGGCACCAAUUCUCCCUCCGGAUCCGGAGAUGCCGAGUCUCCCUCCAGUUCUGGCGAUGCCAACUCUCCCUCCAAAUCUGGCUCCCCUGCUGGUCCGGCGGGUGGAAACCCCACGUCCGGCACCAACCCUUCUGGCGGCGAGGACCCGCUGGCUUCAUUGCCCAAUGCCACCGGUGGACAGGGCGGCGGUAGCCAGACCGGCACGCUCCGAGGCCUGCCCACCGGAACGGGUGGUCCAGCCCCGACUGGCACCGUCCAAGGCCCGCCGUCAGGAACCACCUUCGCCACGUCGUUCACGAGGCCCACGCCUUCGGUCCCUGCUUCUCUGACCACGGUGGUCACCAGCGGUGGUCAGACCAUGACGCUGACGGUGCCCAACGCAGCUGCUAUCACUGCCGGCGGCACCAUAGUCACCGGUGCACCGAAGGCGCCCGGUGGGGACCCUAACGCUGCCUCGGGACUCGCCGCAUCUGACGCGCUUGCCGGUGGCGUGGCCGCCGUGGUGGCGGUGUUUCUGAUGGUUUAAUGUUUUAUUUUCUCCGGGGUUCCAUCGGGCACAGUUCAACCCACCGGCGAAUGGCCGAGAAGAUCGUGCCAAGUGGAGUGUCAUGGAGCACAUGGUGCGUGUGUGUAUAUACGUAUCUGUCUGUCAGGCUUGGUUGACAAUCUGAGCAGACACACGCUCAUGGCCAAAUCGUGCACGAGGAAUACCUUUGAUGACGACUUUUUCUCUGUUUAUUUCUUAAUCGAAGGUCUAGGGGGCGGUCUGCUGACGCAGAUGAGAGCUUCACGGCUUGGGGCUUUUUUCACUUCAUCUUAUUUCGAACUAGGGGCAACGAUGAGCACGAACCCAAUAUCGAAGGGACAGACAGGUUUGGCGACGUCGCUCGGAAUCCUGGGAUCCGAACCUCGAUAUAAAAUACCCAAGAAACACGUGCAAACCCGCCCAACAGGCCUGACUAAUGGGUCGCUCCUGUGUCGAUCCAAGUUCACACUAUUCAGCCUCUCUCCUAUCGUGCGGUCUUUCCCGAAGACCUCGCCCUUGCGAAGGCUGGGGUGGAAAAGAAACGAUGAAGGAGUGGCAAGAAAAAUGGCAGCACCGCCCUUGGGAUUCACGCAAAGACGAGCGAGUCGAAACCCGUGGCGUUUCGGAGCGCAUGACCCCCUGUUCCGUCUGUUCUUUUGACAAGUAUCAGGGGUCGUGGUGCGCCCCACUCACACAACGCUCACGGCAGAGUCAGCCGAAAGUGUAAAAAUGGUU
Messenger RNA from Gaeumannomyces tritici R3-111a-1, 2878 nucleotides. RefSeq lists its product as hypothetical. Bases 290 to 2143 code for a protein of 617 amino acids. Lineage: Eukaryota; Fungi; Ascomycota; Sordariomycetes; Magnaporthales; Magnaporthaceae. The transcript has a single exon. The record is from RefSeq and is a predicted model, not a curated record.